GGCAGUGACUCGAGUAGUCAACACGACGUCAAUUCCUUCCCUCGUGUUUUAGCCGAAGGCCUAGAAAAAGACAAAUAGACAACCCCGUGGUGGCGCUUCGAUCGAGCGAACUGUUGCACUCUGUUCGGAAGUGGCGGCUCGGGUACCCCGGUCCUUGUCCCCCGAUUCGUUGGGGAUUCGAGAGGAGAGUCACGUCGGCGCGUUAUCAUCGUUUCAGUAGUAAACACCAGUUCGCGUAAGACGAAUCUCGGUUGUCACGUUAACGUUAUUUUGACAUCCGUCAACGAGAUUAUUGUAAUACCUUUUUUUUUCGGUGGUUGUAGUUCAUGUUUUUACUAUAUAUAUAUAUAUAUAUGUCAUCGAUUAAUCGAUAAAGAACGAUCAUCGUCGUCAUGAUUGUUCGUCGUCGGUGUUUGUUAGAACGCUUUAACGCGUUUCACCAUGUGUACAAAUUGAACACAAGACUCGAUGCGUAAUUUGUUCAUCCUAGACAAGCAUUUUAUUUCUUUUACAAGUUAUUUAUUUAAUAUUUUGUUAUUACUAUUAUCAUCAUCAUCAUCAUCAUCAUCAUAGUGGUGUAAUUUUUUUUCGAAUUCACGUGUUACGAAAGAAGACGAGAACACUUACGAGAAGAGGAAGAAAAGUGCGUGUGCUUUUCGUGCUUUCCUACUGAUCGAGAUACGGGUCCCCCAUUGACGUGGUUUAACUCUUGGCACGUUAUUAAACAUUCCAAGUAAGGUCAGUGAAGAUUCUGGAGAACGAUCGAGAAGUUGUUAAAGGAAAUUUGUCACUUCCGGAGUUGGAGGAAGGGUUGGCAGGUGUUCUCGAAAGAGAAAAAGAAAAAGAAGAAGAAGAAGACGAAGAAGACGACGAAGAGAAGUACAAAGACGAGUAAAAAAGUUUCACCACGCGUCACGCAGGGAUUGUGGGUCUAUGGGGGGCACCGCCCCAGCGGCCCCCCAAUUCGAAUCCACAAAGAAAUUGUUAUACCGAAAUUCGUGCUAUUUUGGCACGGGCCAGAACCACCGCCCCAAUUUCGGUUCAACCGUCCAAACGGAUGAAGAGAAGUCCAUCCAAUAUCAUGAGGCAGUCAAGCCUCACGAAACUUGGUUCUAUGAUCAACACCGCUGUCAACAAAAGAGCCGGUAAUGGUGAUAUACAGUGGUGUUUUUCGCAAGUGAAAGGGACUUUGGAAGACGACGUUACCGAUGCUGAUAUAAUAUCGUGCGUUGAGUUUAAUCACGAUGGUGACCUUCUUGCAACUGGGGACAAGGGAGGACGAGUUGUUAUUUUUCAAAGGGAUCCUAUUAGUAAAAAUAGUAUACCACGGAGAGGUGAAUAUAAUGUAUACAGCACUUUCCAAAGCCACGAGCCCGAAUUUGAUUACCUGAAAUCAUUAGAAAUAGAAGAAAAAAUAAAUAAAAUUAGAUGGUUAAGAAGAAAAAAUCAGGCACAUUUUUUACUUUCCACAAAUGAUAAGACAAUCAAAUUGUGGAAAGUUAGUGAAAGGGAUAAAAGAGUGGAAGGAUAUAAUACGAAAGAAGAAAAUGGUGCGAUUCGGGAUCCUGCUUGUAUAACUGCCUUGAGGGUGCCAACUAUAAAACCAAUGGAGUUAAUGGUAGAGGCAUCACCAAGGAGAAUAUUUGCCAAUGCGCACACUUACCAUAUAAACAGUAUAAGUGUCAACAGUGAUCAAGAAACGUACCUAAGUGCGGAUGAUCUUAGAAUUAAUUUAUGGCAUCUUGAAAUUACCGAUCAAAGUUUUAAUAUUGUAGACAUAAAACCUACUAACAUGGAAGAGUUGACGGAAGUAAUAACAGCUGCAGAAUUUCAUCCUGUAGAAUGUAAUGUCUUGGUUUACAGUAGUAGCAAAGGAACCAUCAGACUUUGCGAUAUGAGAUCUGCUGCUCUUUGUGAUCAUCAUAGUAAACUUUUUGAAGAACCAGAAGAUCCAACCAAUAAGAGUUUUUUCUCAGAAAUAAUCUCAAGUAUAAGUGAUGUUAAGCUGAGUAACUCUGGAAGAUACAUGAUUAGUAGGGACUACCUCAGCGUUAAAGUCUGGGAUCUUCAAAUGGAAACAAAACCCAUUGAAUGUUAUCCUGUACAUGAAUAUUUAAGAUCAAAAUUAUGUUCUCUUUAUGAAAAUGAUUGCAUCUUCGACAAAUUUGAGUGCUGUUGGAGUGGUAAUGAUUGUGCCAUUAUGACAGGCUCAUAUAAUAAUUUCUUUAGAGUAUUUGAUCGUAAUACCAAACGUGAUUUAACUUUGGAAGCAGCACGUGACAUUGCCAAACCCAAAACUCUUCUAAAGCCUCGUAAGGUUUGCACUGGUGGAAAACGUAAAAAGGAUGAGAUUAGUGUUGAUUGUUUGGAUUUCAACAAAAAAAUAUUACAUACUGCAUGGCAUCCAUCUGAAAAUGUGGUAGCAGUUGCUGCCACCAAUAAUCUUUUCUUAUUCCAAGAUAAACUCUAGCACAUCUGCAUGCAAAUAAUACAACGGUAUAUAUUGACGUGAAAACGUGUCACGUUAAAACUAAAUGGACACAGUGAAACAAUAGGUGUCGGAAAUUACAUUGACGAAAGUCGACUAUUUGCUUGUCAAGUCAGUCGAUUGACCGAAAAGUGGUGUACAUAGCGCCGUCCACACAGCUCACGCGUUCAUAUAAGUUAUAUAUACACCUACCAUGCAGAAAUUUGCACCUGAUACUACCUUGCCAUGCGCAUACAUGUACAUAGAUGCAUGUAAGUUAAAACACAUGCAUAAGACUUCUCUCAACAAAAAAAAAAAAAAAAGAAAACAAAAAAAAAAACUCUUAAGUUGACUAGUUCAAAUAAGUUUGCACACGGAGAGAGUCACACUCUCUUCUCAACUGAUGAUAAAAUGUAUCGUCAAGUCAAUUAUUUGAUAAUUGUAUCGACGAUAAUAUUAUUAUCAAGUUUUUUCUUACACCAAAACGUGCAGCUGAAUUUCUCUAGCUUUGUUCUUCUACUACAGUAAAAUUGCGCUACUACACUAUGCAGAGGAGACGGUCAGUGAAAAUAUCUCAAAUAAUUCGCCCAUACCAUUAUAUAAAAACGAAACAAAAAAAAAACACAAAAAACAAAAAAGUCGUCUUUUAAUAUAACACGCCUUAUGAUCAGUUAUACAAAUAAUAAUACAAUUACAGACAGUGGAUAUAUAACCGAUGUUUCGGCAUGAGCUGAAUAUAUUGCACAGGCAAUUAUUUGUGCUUUAUUUAUCCACUAGAUUUAUUAAAUUGAGUUUUUACAAAAAAAAAAAAAAAUAAAAUAAAGAAAAUAAAUAAAUAUCGCUAUCACGUGUGCCAAUGAGAUUUAAUCGUUUACUUUCAUAUUCGUGAGUAUUUUAUGAAGAUUAUUAUAUACUUAAUAAUAGUAAUAAUUACAAAAACAUGAUAGCAAUGGUAUAUAACUACCAGGACAGGAUCAUGUUUCUUUACUACUAUUCUAUUCUUUUCUUUUCUUUUUUUUUUCUCUCUUUAUUUCCUGAAGACAUAUUGCUAUUGAAAUCUUCGUAUAUUAAAAACCUAUUUCGAAUAUAUUUAUUAGUAAACUCUGCUUAAUGCGCAUUUAGCUGAAUGAAAUAAUAAAACAUCAGUUACCAAAUACCAGGAACAAACCAAUCUUAUACAUAUGUAGGCCUAUACACAUAUACAUACAUACAUACAUACAUACAUACAUACAUUAUCUUGUUUUUAUUUUCAUAAUAAAUCUAUUGUUACGUGUAUUUCCUAUAAUUGCAUUAGCUAAUAUGGAUCAAGGAAUUAUAUGGCACAAAUUUCUGCUUUCAAAGGAUUCGGGUAAAAAUAAUAAAAUCUUAAAAAAAAAAAAAA
Molecule: messenger RNA, 3848 nt
Organism: Polistes dominula (European paper wasp)
Lineage: Eukaryota; Metazoa; Arthropoda; Insecta; Hymenoptera; Vespidae
Gene: tws
Product: protein phosphatase 2 regulatory subunit tws
Cellular component (GO): protein phosphatase type 2A complex
Molecular function (GO): protein phosphatase regulator activity; protein binding
Source: RefSeq, a predicted model, not a curated record